Molecule: messenger RNA, 1717 nt
Organism: Magallana angulata
Lineage: Eukaryota; Metazoa; Mollusca; Bivalvia; Ostreida; Ostreidae
Exons: 2
Coding region: 574-1488 (304 amino acids)
Biological process (GO): adenylate cyclase-activating G protein-coupled receptor signaling pathway
Cellular component (GO): plasma membrane
Molecular function (GO): G protein-coupled receptor activity
Source: RefSeq, a predicted model, not a curated record
CGUUCAUGGUGGAUUAAAGUGAGGGGAAGCCCAUCAUUAUUAAUAUUGAUUGUAUGGUACAGAUCAAAAGAGUGCCAGCCAGCUCGUGUGAUGCUCUAGUCGGGAACAGGUAUCGGUAUCAUAUAUAGUGAUGGUAUGGUAUCGUUAACACCGCAUCAAAUUAAAAAAUUUUAUCAUUCAUAGUCAAUUAAGAUUUUAUGAUUCCUUGUUCAUUAUCUGUGAUUUAAAAACACUCUGAAUCAUUUUGAUACGAAGAUGUAAAUAUUGGAUACUUUGAAGAAAUGGGAGAAUAGUUCAACAAUAUUCUGGAACAAACAAAGAACGCUGUGGUAAAAAGAUGUGAUAAAGUGGUCUCUGUGACGGCGAACAAGUUGCCACGGUAAUUGCAGGUAAUAAGACGAUGUUUCUUUAUUUACUGAUAGAAGUAACAAUUAAGGGAGCAGUGAAAUGAAACGAAAACGCGAGAAAAGCUCAUUACCAGAAGGAACACAAAUGAUCAAAUUAUGGAAAUUUAACAAAAAUUAACAAAACUCAACACAGAUGGUUUGAAAAACAAACUUUUCCAAACUGACCAUGAGCGAGUUAACCAGUGAGAUUCCAGUGAGGGGUUUGAACAGCGAGAGGUUCUAUCCGUACCACAUUACGGCCAUCACAUGUAUCGGCGCCAGUUUGGUCGGCGUGGUCGUAAUUUUGUAUGUCUCGUUCAAAUCUCGUCUGUAUAAGUCGUUCUUCCAGUGGACGAUCAGCGAUCGGUUCGUGGUGUACAUCGCAGCCUGUGAUGGCCUCUUUAAUUUGUCGCACGUGCUCGAUCACGUACAGAUGGUCGUUACAAGGUCGCAUGUCCACCCACGAAAUCUUUGCGUAGUUUACGCCUUCCUGGUUGUCGUUUUUACCACUGCAAAAGGACUACUGGUUUCGGCAAUUUCGCUGAACUCAUUCUGUGCUGUUCAUUUUGGAAAGUCGGUAAAUUUCGGAUCUUACGACUGGAAACUACAUCUUUUCAUUUUGGGGAUUCCGUCGAUGGAAGCCUCACUAGCUGUUCUUUUAAAUAAGCUUGGGCCCACUGGUUUAUUUUGCGGCAUACAAGAACGUGUUGCUCUCAUGGUUAUGACGAUGGUUCCGGCUACCCUGAUCCUUGUAGUCACGUGUUCUCUCUAUGUAAUUAUCUGGUGUCGUAUAAGGCGAGAAAUUCGACGGCUGCAGUCGGCCAAACAAGCUCUGAAACACAACGCCACCAAAAUCAUGACGUUGUUCGUCACAGCGUACGUUGUUCAGUGGUCCUCGGUUUCAGCAAGUGGAAUUUUCUCGUUUCAUGGUGAAGUGUUUGAGGUUAUGGAUUAUUUCGUGAUAACAACCACUAACCUUGGCGGGGUUUUUAACGGAAUAGCAUUUCUUGCUAUCCAAGUAAUGCGUGUGCGACAGAAGAACAUGGUCAUUCAGCCAAAGUUAGUUCCUCGAAACAUUGAAACGGGCGGGACAAAAUUUUGAACCAAUGAGUUAUAGCAAGAAAAAAAAACAGCAAAUAGCACAUUGGAGAAGACGUACAUUUUUCGCAUCAGCCUUACUUAGGAUGAAUUGUCGCAAUGGUUGAAUGUUCAUGUAGUUCCGCAAGAAUUUGAUGUAAGGGUGAUUAGAACUACGGCCAAAAUCAUUAACAACCCAUUGUCUUUGCACCACACGGAGGGGUUUCCAUCCCCGCCACUAAACGGUGAAUUUG